AUGGAAGAUCCUGAGAAGCAGAAAGAACCUGAAGAGGAUGAGGAUGAGGUAAAAGUUCCUAAAGAGCAGGAUGAACCUGAGAGAAAACAUGAAGCAGAAGAAACAAACACGGAAACAGUUGUCGUGUUACAAAAUGAAAUGAAACAGAACUUAAAAUUUAUUGUGAGAAGGAAGAAAAAUGGACAAGAAGUUGCCGAAGAACCUCAAAAACCAAAGGGGAAAUCUAAGAAAACAAUACCAAACAGAAAAAGAACAAGAAGUCAAAUGCCGAAGGAAGAAUUUCCUAAGCUUAUAAAAAAGGUGAAGAAGGAAUUGGAUGAUGCACACAUGAAGAAGAACCUGUUUCCUGCAGAGAAAGUUCAAGAAGAAAAAUUUUCCCCAAUUUCUAAGAAGGGGAGAAGAGUUACUUUGACAAAGACCACCACAACUAAGAUAGUAGUUUACUCUGAUUAUGAAGACGAGGAAGGUGAAGAAGAAGGUGAAGAGGAAGGUGAAGAAGAAGAGGAAAGUGCACCUGUAAUGAAGAAGGGAAAAGGAGUAUCCGAGAAGGGAGGUACAAAAGGUAAACAAAUUGUUGUUGCUGAUGAGAUCAUGGAGGAUGUGGAUGACGAGGAAGAAAAUGCUUUGGUUGUUGCCAAACCAAAGGCUCAAGAAAAGAAACUGAAUCUAAGGCAAACUCCGCAACUGAUGAUGCGAUUCUUGAAUGGAAUUGCAUCUAAUUCUAAUGCUGAUGUAAGAAAACCACAAGCCAUCAUGGAGUUAGGAUUUGGAUCUCUUCUGCAACUUGACAUCCCACAAAACGAAAAUCCAUUCCCAUACGAGCUGGUUAAGAAUUUCAACUCGUCCGACCAGACCUUACAUCUAGGAAAAUCUUCUCUUGAUAUUACCAUAGAGGAUGUAUACCUGGUGUACGGUAUACCUAUUGGAGGAGCUCUGGUGGUUGAAUGGACCGAUGAACAUGAUCCACAAGUCUUGAGGGUUUUUGCUGAAUUUUGGGCGUAA
Messenger RNA from Spinacia oleracea (spinach), 1002 nucleotides. RefSeq lists its product as uncharacterized. The record is from RefSeq and is a predicted model, not a curated record. The transcript has 5 exons. NCBI's taxonomy places the organism in Eukaryota, Viridiplantae, Streptophyta, Magnoliopsida, Caryophyllales, Amaranthaceae. The coding region runs from base 1 to 1002 and encodes 333 amino acids.